Molecule: messenger RNA, 138 nt
Organism: Paraglomus occultum
Lineage: Eukaryota; Fungi; Glomeromycota; Glomeromycetes; Paraglomerales; Paraglomeraceae
Source: the annotation of a GenBank genome assembly
AUGGACAAGACUUUUCUAGAUAAAGUAACCGAGGAUGGAAUGGUCAAGUGCUAUUCAGAAAACGAAAUCUUAAAUCGUAAGAUUGUCGCCCGUGGUGGAUUCGGAGUCGUGUACAAGGCAAAGUUGAAACAUACUGGC